AUGGAGAUGCUCCCCGAACCGCUGCUGCUCCGUAUCCUGUCUUCCGUGCCGGCGGUGGAUCUGAUCCUGGUCUGCCGCCUGGUUUGCUCCCAAUGGAAGGCCUUGAUUGAUGGGGCAGCCCUUUGGCUCCUGAAGUGCCAGCAGGAAGGAUUUGCAGGACAAGAGGCAGAAGAAGACGGGGCCGAAAGCUGGCAGAUGCUCUACUUCCUCAACAAGAGGAAGAGGAACCUCAUCAAGAACCCAAAUGGAGAAGAGGGUCUGGAACAUUGGGUGGAUCUGGAGAAUGGGGGCGAUGGGUGGAAUACGGAGGACCUGCCAGGAGAUUUUGGGAAGGACUUCCCCAUUGAAGACGUCCGUCAGUACUUUGUCUCAUCCUUUGGCUGGUGCAGCAAGGCUCAAGUCAUCGAUCUCCGGGCCGAGGGAUACUGGGAAGAGCUGAUGGACACCGUCCAGCCCAAAAUUGUGGUGAAAGACUGGUACGCUGCUCGGUGUGACGCUGGCUGUCUCUACAGCCUGAAGGCCAAGCUGCUCUCGGAGAAUGAAGACGUGGUGGCCGAGUUCGAGAGUGACACCAUCGCAGUCCCCCAGGACAAUGAAGGCGAAUGGAAUGAGAUUACCCACACCUUCAGCGACUAUGGCCCGGGCGUUCGCUUCGUCCGCUUUGAACAUGGAGGCCAGGACACCUGUUUCUGGAAGGGAUGGUAUGGGGCGCGGGUGACCCACAGCAGUGUCACGGUCGAGCCUUAAGGCCCGGAUCCAGAGUAAAGGGUUUGGCGGAAUUUUUGACUUCUGGGGACAACGGGAUUUCACUACAUUUCCCGAUCCAAUAUCACCUUCCCCAGAGAAAUGAGGCUACGCAUAGCUUGAACACCGCAUGCCUAAUAUAUGAGGGGGGGGGGGGUGCUGGGCAUUGUAGUCCAAGUUAACCCCUAGUUGUGUUUGGAAAUAAUGGACUCAAUGGAAGGUCGCAACCAUGCGCUGGCUUGUAUCUGACUUACAGCAAACCUAUGGCAAAGUUUCCCCAUUUGUCAUUGUCUAACUCUGAAGCCGAGAGAGUGUGACUCGCUAAGUCACCCAAUGGGUCUCUAUGGCCAACAAUGGAGAUUCGAACCCAAGUGUCCUUGGAAAAGCGCACUGACAUGCAAAUAAAUAUCUCACCACAAGCCUAA
Messenger RNA from Anolis sagrei ordinatus, 1169 nucleotides. RefSeq names its product F-box protein 2 (gene FBXO2). Gene Ontology annotation, biological process: SCF-dependent proteasomal ubiquitin-dependent protein catabolic process; glycoprotein catabolic process. Gene Ontology annotation, molecular function: ubiquitin protein ligase activity; protein binding. The record is from RefSeq and is a predicted model, not a curated record. Gene Ontology annotation, cellular component: cytoplasm; SCF ubiquitin ligase complex. NCBI's taxonomy places the organism in Eukaryota, Metazoa, Chordata, Lepidosauria, Squamata, Anolidae.